AUGAUGAUGGUGCUGUCCAGCCUGGCGCUGACCCUGCUCUGCCUGCUGCGGGCAGGGGCCGAGGUCCCCGUGCAGCCGGGCUUCAACACCGAGAAGUUUGCAGGGACAUGGCAUGUCACAGCUGCUGCUUCCAACUGCUCCAUGUUCCUGAAGAUGAAGGAUGGGAUGAAGUCAUCCAUCACCACCAUCAGCUUCACGCCAGAGGGGGACCUGGCUAUGAAGCUUGUCUGGCCCCUGCUGGACAGAUGCCAAAAGUUUGAGCUGCUCUUCCAGCGAAGCGGGCAGGCAGGGCACUACAUGGCAGCACAAGAGGAGAGGGACCUCCGUGUGAUGGAGACGGACUACAGCUGCUACGCCAUCGUGCACGAGCUCAAGCAGGGCGGGCAGGAUCCCCACACUGCACUGCAGCUCCUCACAAGGGACCAGGGUGUGAGCCCCCAGCUCCUGCAGAGGUUCAAAGAGCUCAUCCUCACCGCGGGCCUGACCAAGGACAUGAUGGCCAUCCUGCCCAAGUCGGGUGAGUGUCACGAGGAUCAGUGCUCCAAGGCCAUCAGGUGA
Messenger RNA from Charadrius vociferus (killdeer), 558 nucleotides. RefSeq names its product lipocalin-15-like. Gene Ontology annotation, molecular function: small molecule binding. NCBI's taxonomy places the organism in Eukaryota, Metazoa, Chordata, Aves, Charadriiformes, Charadriidae. The record is from RefSeq and is a predicted model, not a curated record. Bases 1 to 558 code for a protein of 185 amino acids. The transcript has 6 exons.